AUGGACGGCGAUAAGGCGAAUGAAAUACCGCGCCCGAUUGGCUUCGCGGGGCCGAACGGCACCGUCAUUCCAUUUGACGACCCCCGGGCGCCGAAGUUUGAGCCGAUGUACGUCUUAAAAUGCCGGCCGCCGCAGAACCCAAUGCCGGUGGCGACCAUCGGUCCGGCGCAGCCAAUGGAAUCCGAGGCAACAAUAUCAACGGCAGGAGCGAGCAGAAAAGGGAAAUGA
Molecule: messenger RNA, 228 nt
Organism: Trypanosoma grayi
Lineage: Eukaryota; Euglenozoa; Kinetoplastea; Trypanosomatida; Trypanosomatidae
Exons: 1
Coding region: 1-228 (75 amino acids)
Source: RefSeq, a predicted model, not a curated record